GCAGAUGUGCUCUGCUCUUCAGCUGCCCCAGUUUAUAGAAAUUCAGCGAGGCGUGCGGAGGUGGAUGCACAUCUCGCAACUGUUUGAGAGUGCGGACGAGAUUCUUCGACUGAAAACCAUCUCUUUUUGGAUUGUACAUCUGACUUGCCAUCAUGAAUCCCUGCCAUGUGUGCGAUGAGCCGACGAAGAACAAGUGCUCCAACUGUAACCAGGUCUCGUACUGCAGUGUCCAGCACCAGAAGCAGGACUGGAAAACGCACAAGCCCAGCUGUCAUCCAUUCAAGAUCGCCCACAAUGAGCAACUGGGCCGGCAUCUGGUGGCCACUCGCACCAUCAAACCGUACGAGAUAGUCCUCAAGGAGGCGCCUCUGGUCCGGGGACCAGCACAGAUCUCCGCACCCGUUUGCCUGGGCUGUUUGAACGGCAUCGAGGCGGAGGAUCACAUCGAGUGCGAACAGUGCGGCUGGCCUCUGUGCGGACCGGAGUGCAAGUCCCUGGAUGAGCACAAGGCGGAGUGCAGCCUCACCAAGGAUCGGGGUCAGAAGGUUAAUGUGCAGGAGUUCGGUGGACCACAUCCCCUCUACACGUGUUUGAGCACCGUACGGUGCCUACUGAUUGGCGAAACUAGUCCGGAGAAGGCCAGCAAGUUCCAGGAGCUGGAGUCACUGGAGUCCACCAGAAGGGGGUCCAACCAAUGGAAGGCGGAUCUGGUCAGCAUUGGACAGUUUAUUCCAAAGUUCUUUAAAACGCAGAAGUUCAGCGAGGAGGAGAUUAUGAAAGCAGUUGGAGCUCUGCAAAUAAAUGGGCACGAGGUGCCCACCACUGAUCCUUCGCAUGUAGCAGUCUUUUAUACUGCCUCCUUCACGGAGAACUCCUGCCUGCCCAAUCUGGCCAAGAGCUUCAACAAGAACGGACACUGCAUCCUCUGGGCACCGCGUGAGAUCAAGAAGAACGCCCACCUAAGCAUUUGCUACUCGGACGCCGUGUGGGGAACCGCCGAUCGCCAGCGCCAUCUCAUGCAAACCAAGCUGUUUAGGUGCGCCUGCGAAAGAUGUGUGGAUGUCACCGAACUGGACACCUACUACAGCGCCAUCAAGUGCGAGGAUCGCCAGUGCGGCGGACUGAUGCUGCCCACCAAGACGGACGACUGGAACGGAAGCUGGCGCUGUCGCGAGUGCCACAAGCAAGUGCAGAAACACUACGUGGAGCGGAUUUUGGAACGGGCGGGCAAAGACAUACAGAGCAUGGAGAAAAACGUUGAAAAUGGAUUGAAAUAUCUCAAGCACUACGAAAAGUGGCUGCCCCCGCAACAUUUUCACAUAAGUGAGAUUAAAAUCCUUCUCGUUCAGCUGCUGGCCAAGGAUCAGAAGGAGCUAAUGGUGAUCCCAGACGAUAAGCUGCUGCUAAAGCUGAAUUACGCCAGGGAACUGGUUGAGUUGUACGAGAAAUUGACGCCGUGCGAAGUUCGCACGCUCGGCACGCUUUGCUUCGAGUUGCACUCGGCAAUUGCCGAGCAGACUCGUCGUGUUGCCCUUGAAACUAGCCUGUCGCCCAAGGAUCGACUGGAGGAGUCCUUGUACUAUGUGGAGAAGUGCGUCAACUACCUGCAAUACGAGUCGGACAUCUUCAUUGAGGGUCACAUGCUCAAGCAGGCGAAGAUCAAUCGCGAUGCCCUUCGCAUGGUCAUUAGGAUCUAAUAGGCAACUAGAAAAAACACUAAUGAAAUCAGAGAACCUGCCUGUAUAGAAAGUGCCAAUAAACUGUCAUAACUAGA
Molecule: messenger RNA, 1774 nt
Organism: Drosophila santomea
Lineage: Eukaryota; Metazoa; Arthropoda; Insecta; Diptera; Drosophilidae
Gene: SmydA-1
Product: SET domain-containing protein SmydA-8
Exons: 6
Coding region: 153-1697 (514 amino acids)
Source: RefSeq, a predicted model, not a curated record